ACCACCACCCCUUUCCCUCCUCACCCCACCCCAGCCCAAGUCGUCCUCAACUCACCCAUCACUCACUCGCCAAUGUCCACCCCGCAGCCCGCGGCGAUCCUUGACAUGCCUGCGGACGACUCGAACAAUGGCGCCACGGCGGCGCGGCAGAGGCGGAGGCGGCUGCUCCUGUGCGCCAACUACGCGGCCCUGCUGGGCGGCUCCGUGGCGUCCAGCCUUCUGUCCCGGUACUACUUCGCGCACGGCGGGCACGACCGGUGGGUGGCCACGCUGGUGCAGUCGGUCGGGUUCCCGAUCCUGCUCCUGCCCGUCUACGCCUGCCGUCCCUCUUCCCCGGACCAGCCGCGCCCCUUCUCGUGGUUCUCCCGGCGUCUACUCAUGGCUUGCGUCGUCAUCGGGCUGCUCAUGGGCGUCAACAACCUGCUCUUCUCCUACAGCUCCUCCUACCUCCCGGUGUCCACCUCGUCGCUGCUCCUCUCCACGCAGCUCGCCUUCACGCUCGUCCUCGCCGUCGUCAUCGUGCGCCACCCGUUCACCUUCUCCAACCUCAAUGCCGUGGUGCUCCUGACCCUCAGCUCCGUGCUCCUCGCGCUCCGGUCCUCGGAUUCCGCGGAGCAGCGAAGCCGGGCCGACUACUUCGUGGGCUUCGCGGUGACUCUGGGCGCGGCCGGGCUCUUCGCGGCGUAUCUCCCGGUCAUGGAGCUGCUGUACCGCAGGGCGGUGUCCGGCGGGUCGUUCAGGAUGGUGGUGGAGGUGCAGGUGGUGAUGCAGGCGGCGGCGACGGCGCUGGCGGUGGCCGGGAUGGUGGUCGCGGGGGGGUGGCGGGAGGAGCGGGCCCGGUGGGACCGGUCGGCGGCGGCCUACUGGGCCCUGGUGGCGGCCCUGGUGGCCACGUGGCAGGCCUGCUUCAUGGGCACGGCCGGCAUGGUGUACCUGACUUCGUCGCUGCACAGCGGGGUGUGCAUGACGGCCGUGCUGACGCUGAACGUGGUGGGCGGCGUCGUGGUGUUCCGCGACGCGUUCGGCGCCGAGAAGGCCGUGGCCACCGUGCUCUGCGUCUGGGGCUUCUCCUCCUACCUCUACGGGGAGUACAGCACGCAGCAGCAGCGGCAGAGGGCGCUGCAGGAGCGCGAUGGCGGCAAGGUGGCCGCCGCGAACAACGGAUCGCCUGCUGCUGCUGCUGGCGAAGCGGACAAGGACAAGAGUGUUGUUGUUACAAGUGGCGGCCUGGGCGUGGGAGGAGGCGGAGGCGCUGCGGCAGCAGCAGUUGAAACCGUUUGAUCGAGCCAGCGUUUUCUUUUCUUUUCCCGUCUUAGAGCCAUAGUAUAUGGUGGAUGGAACAGCGUCGAAAUGUCAAGGGCAGUUGUUUUGUGCAUGGCGUGGCACACGAAUUAGACACGCAUUGGAUGAUGGCACAAGUGACGAAGGUUGUGUACAUAGUGAUCGAUCGGUGGACCGGGCAUGAGCUAGGGAGGGAGUUGUUUCUAAGGUUUUACCGCUGUAAGUUUGGAUGGAUGAAAUGAAAAGGAUGGAUCGACUAGUACCUAGAA
Molecule: messenger RNA, 1550 nt
Organism: Brachypodium distachyon (stiff brome)
Lineage: Eukaryota; Viridiplantae; Streptophyta; Magnoliopsida; Poales; Poaceae
Product: probable purine permease 4
Exons: 1
Coding region: 73-1281 (402 amino acids)
Cellular component (GO): membrane
Molecular function (GO): purine nucleoside transmembrane transporter activity
Source: RefSeq, a predicted model, not a curated record